Molecule: messenger RNA, 6717 nt
Organism: Symbiodinium sp. CCMP2592
Lineage: Eukaryota; Dinophyceae; Suessiales; Symbiodiniaceae
Source: the annotation of a GenBank genome assembly
AUGUUACUGAGGCUGCUUCAAGGGCAGCAAGAGCAGCUUCAGAGGCUGCAAGAGAUGAUGGGAGCCCAGGUUCAUGGGCAACAGCAGCUUGCAGCUGCAACGCAGAGCUUUGCUUCGGCUAGCUCGGCCACCAAGGGACGUGGCUUGAUUGAUGUGAAAGCUGUGGGGCGACCGAGCCAGCUGGGCGGUACAUUGGAAGAAGCGUCGCGAAAUUGGCGCCAAUGGUCGUAUCGUCUUGAGCUUUGGCUAGCCUCGCAAUUUCCGGAUGCUAGGAAGAUCCUUGCUUGGGUCAAGGAAAAGGGUGAUACCGAGAUUCCUUUGGCAAGCCUGGAGUCGACUUCGAUUACGGGCGUUGCCAAGGAAGCGGUGCUGGAAUUUAAUCGCCAGCUUGAGGUGGUGCUUGGGACGCUUACCAGCGAUGCGCCUGGGGACAUCACGAUGAAUAGUUCGACUGGGUCAGGUUUGGACAUGUUCCGGCGGCUGCACGCCCGCCUGGAUCCAUCGGAUAUGGUCACCAGCAUGAGGUGGCUAAGGUCGCUUAUGAGCACUUCGGCGGUGGACUCCGUCACCGACCUGGUGCCAGCCAUUGAAAAAUGGGAGGAUGCUCACCGGCGGUACAGCCAGCAGAAGGACUGCGCACCUUUGACGGAGCAGCAGAAGAUGGUUUCUUUGAUCGGCCUCGCGCCGUCUGAGCUUCAGGGCCACCUGGAGCUAAACCUGGGAAGGCUCAGCAGCUAUGAGUUGCUGAGGAGAGAAAUGGUGUCCUUUGCGGAUACCAAGCGGGCCUUUACGGCCACGGACGGUGCUGUGCCAAUGGAGGUGGAUGCUUUGAAGGGUGCCAAAGGACCGAAGGGAAAAGGAAAGAAAGGAGACAAAGGAAAGGACAAGGCCAAAGAAACAAGGACCUGUCACAUAUGCCAACGCGUAGGUCACCUAGCUAGGGACUGUUGGUAUAAGGAUAGUAAGGGUAAAGGUAAAGGAAACCCGAAGGACCCUAAGGCUCAAGCGGGCAAGGGUAACAAGAACCGGCCAAAGGGCCGAGCCAACGAGCUUGACGGCACGGAGGGCGGCGCCAUGGAUGGGGCCGGCGAUGCCGAAUAUGAAGCCGAAGAGCCUGAUGAGGAAGCCGAGUUGGGCUUUAUAGGGGCUCUGGAUGGCGAGGGCGAAGCUGACCCUGAUGGGGACCCUGCCGAUGGCAGGGAAGAUGGAAGCGGAGGUGAUGGAGCGCUUCGUUCCUCACCUGGUGCCGACACCUCUGGGGCCGGGAGCUCCACGGAUCCCCCGGCACCCAAGGCUAAAGCCAAGGCGGGAUCAGCCAGUUCCACCCCAGUGGGCCUAAGGAUGGCCGAUAUGAGUGUGCUGAACAAGCUUCAGGAAAGGCGAAGGGAGCUUGAAGCUCAGAUCGCCGAGGUGGAAGCCAAGGGCAGUGAAGGUGACCAAGGGGAGCUCACCAUGCACCGGCUGAUGCUGGAUAUGGUUAAGGGUCAGAUCAAGAGGGCCCAGGAGCUCAAAAGGAACCGAGAAGAAAGGAUCUCGGCUAGGCUCCAGGCCGACCUGAAUGCGGGUCACAACCCGCGGCUGGCAAAGCGGAAAGAAAAGAGCCGCCAGAGAGCGGCCAAGCACCGACAAAGCCUCAGGUUAGGGCAAGCCAAGGCACGAGUUAGAAGGGAGGAAGCCCUGGAGAGGAGGUUCAACAUACCCGAGAGGGCACGCAAGCAGGAUGAAUAUCCGUUGCUGCCCAGUGCUGGGUCCAAGGUGGCUGCACCACCCUCUCGCCGGGAAAAGGCUAUGAUGAGGGGCGAAGGCGAGGACCGCGAGCACUCUGGGGAUGAGCUCGACGAGCCCAAGGAAAGGGACUGGAGUGCCAAGCCUCGGCGGCUAACGCCAGAGGGCCGCGAAGGCAAGAGGCUGCGAGAGCAGAAGAGGAAGAAAAGAAGGGCUCAGGAGAUGAAGGAAGAAGCGGGUGGUGGACCGCCUCGGUCCCCACCGGCGGGGGUUCGCGGAACCGACCGGCCCAGUGAGCCGAAGGGGCCACCGCCUAAGCUGAGGCCGACCCCUAAGGUUCGGGCGACGCCCAAAGAGCCGAGUACUCCGCCACCGGGCCAUGAGUCGAGAAGGAAGAAGAAGGAAGAGGAAGAAGAGGACCUGGUGGAGAUGGUCUUCACCUUCAUCGACGGCUCGGGGGUUGUGGUGCGAAGAAAGGGCAUCUCCGAGCUCACCCUCAGCCAGAAAAGAAAGGUGGAGGAGGCAAUCGCCUCUGCACCUUGGAGGGCCGAGCCCAAGUCCCGAGGCAGGCCCCAGCUGAACAAGUACAGCCAGAUGUACUCGAGGUUUGUGAACUAUCUCAAGGGCUACCGACCAGCCCUGCCGGAGAAGCAGAUCCGCCGCAGGGGCCUUGCGAAGCAGUACCAGGCUGCAACCCGGUUUCGCGCAAGGGUUGGAAUCCGGAGGAAACUCCGGGCCCUGGCCCCGAGGGGCACGGUGGGCGAAACGAUCGCCAACCGGGACCUGGAUGAUGACAGCGACUGCCACUCGUGCCACAGCAGGCGUGUGAAGACGACCGAGCCUGCAGACCGCUUUUACAAGAAGCGGCGGGCAGCAAGGGCCAAGCAAAAGGCCAAAGAGCUCCUGAGCGAAGACGAGGAAGAAGACCAAAGGGGUUACGAUGACCCCGACACAGACUCAGACCCCGGCCACCGACCUUUGGGCCGUGGGCCAAGGAGCCCACCAGGCGGUGGGGAAGGAGCCAAGGAGGCCGUGGUGUACUCCUUUGAGCCAGGGUUUGGUGGGGCCGCUUCGGCUACCACCAUCCAAGUGAUCCUGGAUAGUGGGGCGAGCCACAAUGUGAUACCACAAGAGUGGGUGAAGCACCUGGAAUGGGGACCCGCCGAAGGACCGGCAGGCUUCCGCACCGCAGACGGAAGCUGGCUGCCAAACCUCGGUACGGCCGUGGUGUCUUUGAGGUCGACCGAAGGGUUUUCCUUUAGGGUCCGGUUUUGCGUGGCCUCGGUGCAGCGUGCGCUUCUCAGCGCGACCCAAGUGCUGAAGCUUGGGCACACGAUCGUCCUGAAAGGAUCGAAAGCGGUGAUCCGUGUGAAAGGAAGCGAGGAGAAAACUUUGGUGUUCAAGAUCCUUGGGCCCCCUCCGGUAGCUAGUUCUCCCGACCACUUUUUCAUAGGAUCGGAAGGAGAAGAGGACAAAGCCGAGGAGGAAAGAAGCAAAGCAAAGGAGAAGGCAAAGGAAGAACCAAGAAGCCCAACGCGCAAAGCAAAGGAAAAGCCAAGAAGCCCAACACGCAAACCAGAGGAAAAGCCUAGGUCUAACUCGGGCAAGAAUCGAUCUGGAUCCCUUUAUGUGGGUGAAGCCGGCGGUGCUGAUCCACCAAGGGAGGAAGCUGCUUCAGCGUCCUCCCAGCCACAGGUCGAUGAGGGUCAGUCUGCUCAGCCGUUGGCCCGGCCAGACCGACCAACGCCCGAGAUGAUAGCAGCUCAUGAGGUUUCCCACGUUCCAUACAGGAGUUGGUGCAGAGCCUGCGUUGCAGGUCGUGGUCGAGCCUACCAGCACAAAGCCUCGGGUCAGGAGUCCACGGUGCCUGUCAUCAGCAUGGACUACCUCUACUUCAAUGAGAGGACCGAUGGCGCUGGACUGCCCACCAUAGUCCUUCGCGAUCGCCACUCGAAGGCUAUCUUCUCGCACCUCCUCCCGUGCAAGGGAACGACCGGAUCUACGCACCCUGAGCGAGCUAUCUUGAAGGACCUUGAAUUCCUAGGGUACAAGAAACUGGUCCUAAAGAACGACCAAGAAGCUUCUAUCAAAGCUCUAUCUCUCGCUGUUCGCAAUGGCUUCAGUGGGGAGAUUGUUCCGGAAGAGUCACCUAAGGGGGACCACCACGGGCAGAGCAACGGGGAAGCUGAGAGGUCCGUUCAGACAGUGCAGGGUUUAGUGCGGACCCUGAAGGCCAGUUUGACCGAGAAGGGCAUUACCCUUGAACCCACCUCAGCCGUGUUUGCCUGGAUGAUUGAAUAUGCCGGUGUGCUGCACACCCUGUUCAGUCAAGAGCUCCAUGAAGGGUUGACGCCUUUUCAGCGAAUAAAGGGGCGCAAGUGGCAAGUGGCCUUGCCAUGCUUCGGUGAAGCUGUGGACUACCGCCGCAAUACGCGCUCAAAGCUGGAUUCGCGAUGGCAAUCUGGAGUUUAUCUGGGCCUACGUCUGCAAAGCACGGAGAAGAUCGUGGGGACCAACCAAGGGAUCUUUGUGGUCCAGAGCAUCAAGCGGAAACCCGAGGGCCAACAAUGGGAUUCCGACUUGGUCAAGGCAGUUCGUGGAUUGCCCUGGAAGACCUCACCGGACGAGACUGGAGAUGGUGCUCGAUUACCCGAGCCACUGACCGUUCGAGCUCAAGUUGAGGAGGGACUGCCUCCACCUGCUCGCGAACUGGUUAAGCCCGAGGUAGCACCCUUCAGACGCACCUACAUCCGCCAGUCUGACCUAGACAAGUUUGGGUAUACGGCUGGAUGCGAGGCAUGCUCAGCAAUCCGUGAGGGUCGAAGGAGAACGGGCAUCAACCACACCGAGCACUGCCGCUCAAGGAUCAUGGAAGCCCUAAAGGAGUCAGAAAGCGGAAAGGCCCGACUGGAACGCGAAGAGCAGCGUGAGAGUGAAUUCUUCGAUAAGGUGAACAAGGCAGAAGAGAAGAAGAGGAAGGUGAGUACUGAGCAGGAGGCGUCCUCUUCCACAGACCCUCCAGCGGCCCAACCUUCCAGACCUCUGACCAUUGCUCGCCAACCGCCUUUGAGGCCAGAGGUUCCGAGCGAACCUAGCUCUCUGCCACCUGGUGGUGCGGCUGCUUCAGCUGCGCCCAGUGGGGGCCAGAAGAGAAAGAGUGAAGGCGGGGGGGACGAAGGUCGUGCCGAGCUGGCACCUCCUGACGCAAGGUCCGAAGGUCAGAAGCGCAAAUCACCUGAGAAUGCCGAAGGCAUGAUCGAAGAGCUCAUUCUUCAAGAGCGCGAAGGUUUCAUUGCCAGUAUCGAAAACGAGGAACAACCCACGUGCGACUUAGAGGACGACUUGUGGGAGGAAAAGUUCUACGACGAGAAUACUGGUAAAGAGCUUCCCGCCGAAGGUGUCAAGCAAGCUCGCAUCGAGGAGAUCCAAGUUAUCAAAGAUAUGCAGGUUUGGGAGCCGAUUCCAAGACCCCCUGGCGAACGGGUCAUCGGCACCAGAUGGAUUGACAUCAAUAAGGGGGAUGAUCUUCGAAAGAAACUGCGCUCAAGGCUGGUAGCACAAGAACUGAAGAGAAAGAAAGGAGUCAACGAAGAUCCGAGCUGGACCGAGUUCUUUGCGGCAAUGCCGCCAUUGUCCUCAUUGAGGGCUCUCUUCACACUGGCUACAACUGGGCGCGUACCCGGCCCAAACAAGAAAGCCUUCCAGAUGAACGAGCAUGGUGAAGUCUGUGUGCUGUUCAUUGAUGUGAAGAAAGCUCACUUCUGGAGUCCAGUCAGGAGGCGACUCCUCGUGGAGCUCCCACCAGAAGCGGGAGAAGGACCUGACAAGGUCGGCCUUCUCAAAAGGAGUCUCUACGGAACCCGUGAUGCACCGAGCAACUGGGAACAUGCCAUCAAGAAAGUAAUGACCGACUUGGGUUUUAAGCAAGGGGUGUCCAACCCGUGCCUUUACUUUCACCCUGAGCAUGGCUUACGUUGCAAUGUGCAUGGAGACGACUUCACAGUCGUCGGGGGCUACAACAAGCUUCAAUGGUUGAUUGAGUCACUUCAGAAAGCGUGGACAAUUGAGGUGAGAGGAAUCUUGGCACGGCCCGGCUCGAGCCUGCCAGGAGUUACUCACAGCAUCUCUGUGCUGAACAGAUUGGUCACGUGGACCAACGACGGGAUUGAGAUGGAAGCCGAUCCUCGGCACGUGGACCUGGUAUUGGAACACCUGGGUUUGAAUAACUCCAGCCCUGUUACCACACCACUUGUUAAGAGCACAGGGGAUGAGGAUGAAAGUCCACUCUCCAAGGAAGAUGCUGGACUCUAUCGGUCCAUAGCAAUGAGAAUUGGGUAUCUGUCAAGCGACAGACCCGACAUGCUUCGGACUGUGAGGGAACUUGCUAAAGGCCUUAAGGAGCCCACUCAAUAUCACUGGAACCUGCUCAAGCGUGCAGGGAGAUACUUGAGAGGAGCACCUCGCCUCGUGCAGCUUAUCCCUCACCAAGAAGGGUUCAGUGUCAUUCAAGGAUGGAGUGAUACAGAUCAUGCAGGAUGCGUUCGCACGAGAAAAUCCACAACAGGGACGGUCGUGCAACUAGGGAAGGCAGUCAUCAAAGCCACUGCGAAAGGGCAGGCAGUCAUAGCACUAUCCAGUGGGGAAGCUGAAUACUACGGCCUGAUAUCCACCACCAGCGCAUGCUUGGGUGAACAAGCAAUGUUGGCUGAUUGGGGCAUCAACUGCCCUGUGGUCAUCAACAUGGACGCCACCACGGGCAUAUCCAUUGGAAGCCGGAGAGGUCUUGGGCGUGUGAAGCACAUCCACACCUGCUUCCUGUGGGUUCAAGAGGUGAUCGACUCUGGCCGAGUUAAGCUGAAGAAGGUCCCUACGGGAGAAAUGCUGGCUGACCUGAUGACAAAGCCUCUGGAUGCGAAGCUCAUCCAGAAGUUCCUGCAAGGAAUGGGCUACAACAGCAGAGCGGGACGACAUCCUUUGGCCCUGAAGACGUGA